AUGUCAAAACCACCCAAACCCCUCCCUCCCCCCUCCCAAAGUUUCACCAACCGCAAAACCAAAAUCUUGUCUGCGCUCUCCGUCCCAGACGCAGAAUACACCGACCUCUCGCCCAAAGGAUCCGUCGAUGUCGGAAUCCGCGACCUCAUCGACGAAAUCAACGCCCGGGAAGGGCUCGUGACAACAAGCAGUUGUGCGGGCAGAGUCAGCGUUUACCUCGAAGGCCGCUCUACUGGUACCUCUCCACAAGAUGAGCGGGAGGAAGCAGCAACAGCGGGAGGGGUGAGGAGUUCGAGUGCUGGGGGGAAGGGAGGCGGGGAGUGGCUGUUUGUCAGCCAUGAUCCCAUCUCUUCGUUGCCGCCUGGACAGCUGGAGCGGGGGUAUGAAUCGUUGUUUGGGUUGGUGUCGUUGCAGGGUCAGGAAGGGGGAGAGGGUGACGAGAAGGGGAGAAUGGUGCACUUCAAGUUUGAGCCCAUGAUUUUACAUGUAUUAACGGCAUCACACUCCCACGCCCAAAAGGUCAUCCAGGCGGGCAUGGAGGCUGGCUUUCGAGAGACGGGCGCCGUGAGCUUACUUUCACGACAGGACGACGACCACAACCCUGUUGUUGCUGUCAGGUCGAUGGGGUUGAGUUUUGAGAGCUUGAUCGGGGUGGAAGGUACGGAUGGGGUGAGGAGGGCGGUGGUUGGGAGGGGGUACUUGGACCGGGUGGUGAGAAAUAGUGAGAAGUUGUUCAAGGAGAAUGAGAGGCGGAUUGGGAGGUUUAGGGAGGCACUGAAGGGGUGGUUUGAGGAGGGACCUAAAAAGAAGGAUGGAUGGGAGGAUGCAGACGCAAGGAGGGAGAGGAAGCGGUCGGAGGGGCUGAGGAGAAAACAGGAACUUGAGAAGGGGAAGCAGGAGACGACUGAAAAGGAGCAGCAAAGUGAGGAGGGUGGUAUAGGAAUCAUACUUGAGCCUCCUGAGGUUCUGUAA
This is a messenger RNA of Podospora anserina S mat+, 972 nucleotides long. RefSeq lists its product as uncharacterized. The transcript has 2 exons. Gene Ontology annotation, molecular function: tRNA methyltransferase activity. The record is from RefSeq and is a predicted model, not a curated record. NCBI's taxonomy places the organism in Eukaryota, Fungi, Ascomycota, Sordariomycetes, Sordariales, Podosporaceae. Gene Ontology annotation, biological process: tRNA methylation. The coding region runs from base 1 to 972 and encodes 323 amino acids. Gene Ontology annotation, cellular component: cytoplasm.